AACUACCAAUUUGACAUGUACGUAAACAAACAAAAAUAAAAGAAAAGGCGUGAACAUAAGAGUUCAGUUAUCUACGUUUAAAACCUUUUCCGAAAUACAUUCCUCAAAACUUCAAUAAUGCUGGUGUAGUGAAAAAUCUUGCUUUUUUUUGAGAUUUUUGAUGCUAUUUUGAGUUGUAAUGUUGCGCUCUUCUGUCCCUGGCAAGACCAGCAAGGUUUUGAUAUGUGGCUAUCGGAGCACUGGCAAGACAUCUAUACUUGAACAACUUAUAUAUGGAAAUUUCCCUUGCUAUGCGUAUCCAACAAUUGAAGAUAUAUAUUGUGCACUAGUGAAUACCGAUAGAGGUGUAAAAGAGAAAGUGAGGUUUUAUGAUACUGCAGGAACAGUUCCUGGGCAGCCAACAGAUUUCUUGAAAACAUACAUGACAUAUGCUGAGGGAGUAGUCUUAGUCUAUGCUAUAAAUAGUAGAGAAUCAUUUGCAUUAUUGGACCAAGUCAAAAAAGAGUAUGAUAAAGUUAAAGAAAAAAAGGAAGUUCCAAUCCUUGUUUUAGGGAAUAAAAUGGAUCUACAAAAUGAAAGGCAAGUCGAUACCGGUUUGGCUCAAGCUUGGGCACAAAAAGAAAAAGUGAAAUUGUAUGAAGUAUCAGCCCUUGAUCGAAGAUCCUUAACAGAACCAUUUGUGUAUUUGACAUCCAAAAUGAAUCCACCUCCUAGCAAGUCAUCAUUUCCACAACUAGGAAAGAAAGGAAAAGCAGGAAGUAUCACAAUGGAGCUAUAAGAGUAGAAUGUAUUGUACAUAAAACUAAGAAAGAAAUUAUUUACUAACAGCAAAUGUGCUUUAGAUAUUAAUAAA
Messenger RNA from Uloborus diversus, 853 nucleotides. RefSeq names its product NF-kappa-B inhibitor-interacting Ras-like protein 2 (gene kappaB-Ras). Gene Ontology annotation, molecular function: GTPase activity; GTP binding. Gene Ontology annotation, biological process: canonical NF-kappaB signal transduction. Bases 179 to 778 code for a protein of 199 amino acids. Lineage: Eukaryota; Metazoa; Arthropoda; Arachnida; Araneae; Uloboridae. The transcript has 7 exons. The record is from RefSeq and is a predicted model, not a curated record.